Molecule: messenger RNA, 1802 nt
Organism: Macaca mulatta (Rhesus monkey)
Lineage: Eukaryota; Metazoa; Chordata; Mammalia; Primates; Cercopithecidae
Gene: LHX8
Product: LIM homeobox 8
Biological process (GO): forebrain neuron development; neuron differentiation; regulation of transcription by RNA polymerase II
Cellular component (GO): nucleus
Molecular function (GO): DNA-binding transcription factor activity, RNA polymerase II-specific; RNA polymerase II transcription regulatory region sequence-specific DNA binding
Source: RefSeq, a predicted model, not a curated record
GGCGCUCUGAGGGCCUUCAUUAGCUCGCUCCCCGCGCCAGGGCUGGGGCGCACAGGACGCUCGGAACUUCUGAUCUGUUUCUCCAUACUUUCUCCCCCUCCUACUCAGCAGUGCCAGGGGCUCAUGUCGGAGGAGUGCGGGCGGACUACAGCCCUGGCGGCCGGGAGGACUCGGAAAGGCGCCGGGGAAGAGGGACUGGUGAGCCCCGAGGGAGCGGGGGACGAGGACUCGUGCUCCUCCUCGGCCCCGCUGUCCCCGUCGUCCUCGCCCCGGUCCAUGGCCUCGGGCUCCGGCUGCCCCCCUGGCAAGUGUGUAUGCAACAGUUGCGGCCUGGAGAUCGUGGACAAAUACCUUCUCAAGGUGAAUGACCUAUGCUGGCAUGUCCGGUGUCUCUCCUGCAGUGUUUGCAGAACCUCCCUAGGAAGGCAUACCAGCUGUUAUAUUAAAGACAAAGACAUUUUCUGCAAACUUGAUUAUUUCAGAAGGUAUGGAACUCGCUGCUCUCGAUGUGGGAGACACAUCCAUUCUACUGACUGGGUCCGGAGAGCCAAGGGGAAUGUCUAUCACUUGGCAUGCUUUGCCUGCUUUUCCUGCAAAAGGCAACUUUCCACAGGAGAGGAGUUCGCUUUGGUGGAAGAGAAAGUCCUCUGCAGAGUGCAUUAUGACUGCAUGCUGGAUAAUUUAAAAAGAGAAGUAGAAAAUGGUAAUGGCAUUAGUGUGGAAGGUGCCCUCCUCACAGAACAAGAUGUUAACCAUCCAAAACCAGCAAAAAGAGCUCGGACCAGCUUUACAGCAGAUCAGCUUCAGGUUAUGCAAGCACAGUUUGCUCAGGACAACAACCCAGAUGCACAGACACUCCAGAAAUUGGCAGAAAGGACAGGCUUGAGCAGACGUGUGAUACAGGUGUGGUUUCAGAAUUGUAGAGCACGCCACAAGAAACAUGUCAGUCCUAAUCACUCCUCCUCCACCCCAGUUACAGCAGUCCCACCCUCCAGGCUGUCUCCACCCAUGUUAGAAGAAAUGGCUUAUUCUGCCUACGUGCCCCAAGAUGGAACGAUGUUAACUGCGCUGCAUAGUUAUAUGGAUGCUCAUUCACCAACAGCUCUUGGACUCCAGCCCUUGUUACCCCAUUCAAUGACACAACUGCCAAUAAGUCAUACCUAAUUCUUUUUUCAGGGAUAGACUUGAUUAAGGAUAUAAGUUCAUCAUUUAUUAUGUAUAAAAUACCAUUGAAAAGAUAUUGCUGUUAAUUUUUUAUUUAACACCUAAAGCAUUUCCAACAUCACUUUGCUGCCCAGGUAUGUAUCUAUAGUUGGCCUGCAAGACACUUUUAUUGAUUCUUCAAUUUUGGUAAAACUUAUGUUUACAAGAAGAAAACAAAUCAAAACAUUUUUUGUAUUGUCUGGAAAUAGUUCACUCUAGUGUGUAUCUGUUAAUUUAUUUGUCAUCAAAAGAGCACUUUGCCUAAAAGAAAGGACUGACAAGUGUGCAAAAUGUUUACAGUCUUUUGUGAAAUUGUAGUUUAUCAUUAGUUUGUACCUGUAAGUUAUUGUUAUAAAUAUUACCUGUAUUUUUUGUUACAUACAACUUUAUACUUUGAAGCUUGUAUCUGUGAAUUCGCAACUGAAAUUUAUUUUGCCAAUGUUUUCUGAAUGAACUGAAUAAAGCUUCUGUUGUAGCAUGCCAUGCAAACACAUUAUUGUGUUUGUGGUUGAUGAAUUAUGGCUGUAAAUAACACUAUAGUUUAAUAAGCCCGCCAUUCUGAGUUUAUUAAACAUUUUCCAUUCUCAUGAAAAUUUCAA